AUGUCCGUAUCUGGUAGCAACAGUGGUAAAUCGUACUCGUGGACUGAUGUUUCGGGUAACGUGUACUACUAUUACAAGCAUCCUAUGACCAAGGCUGUUUUGUUCAUUUUACUACAGGAAUUAUGUGAACGUUUGGCCUUCUACGGGUUGAUGCCCAACCUUCAGAUUUUCCUCAAGGAGUAUCUUAGGGUUGAUGACGCUGGUGCUAAUUCGUAUAUCUCUACGUUCAACGCUAUCCUUUAUGUUACUCCACUUCUCUCUGCUGUGAUAUCGGAUACGAUACUUGGACUCUACCUCACUAUUCUGGCAUUCUCCUUCGUUUACAUGGCGG
Perkinsus marinus ATCC 50983 is the source of this 331-nucleotide messenger RNA. RefSeq lists its product as hypothetical. The annotation marks the transcript as partial. The transcript has a single exon. NCBI's taxonomy places the organism in Eukaryota, Perkinsozoa, Perkinsida, Perkinsidae. The record is from RefSeq and is a predicted model, not a curated record.